Myotis brandtii (Brandt's bat) is the source of this 2136-nucleotide messenger RNA. RefSeq names its product CXXC finger protein 4 (gene CXXC4). The coding region runs from base 2 to 598 and encodes 198 amino acids. The record is from RefSeq and is a predicted model, not a curated record. Gene Ontology annotation, molecular function: zinc ion binding; methyl-CpG binding. Lineage: Eukaryota; Metazoa; Chordata; Mammalia; Chiroptera; Vespertilionidae. The transcript has 2 exons. Gene Ontology annotation, cellular component: nucleus.
CAUGCACCACCGAAACGACUCCCAGAGGCUGGGGAAAGCUGGCUGCCCGCCAGAGCCGUCGUUGCAAAUGGCAAAUACUAAUUUCCUCUCCACCUUAUCCCCCGAACACUGCAGACCUUUGGCGGGGGAAUGCAUGAACAAGCUCAAAUGCGGCGCUGCUGAAGCAGAGAUAAUGAAUCUCCCCGAGCGCGUGGGGACUUUUUCCGCUAUCCCGGCUUUAGGGGGCAUCUCAUUACCUCCAGGGGUCAUCGUCAUGACAGCCCUUCACUCCCCCGCAGCAGCCUCAGCAGCCGUCACAGACAGUGCGUUUCAAAUUGCCAAUCUGGCAGACUGCCCGCAGAAUCACUCCUCCUCCUCCUCGUCCUCCUCGGGGGGAGCUGGCGGAGCCAACCCGGCCAAGAAGAAGAGGAAAAGGUGUGGGGUCUGCGUGCCCUGCAAGAGGCUCAUCAACUGUGGCGUCUGCAGCAGUUGCAGGAACCGCAAAACGGGACACCAGAUCUGCAAAUUUAGAAAAUGUGAAGAGCUAAAGAAAAAACCUGGCACUUCGCUAGAGAGAACACCUGUUCCCAGCGCCGAAGCAUUCCGAUGGUUCUUUUAAAGCAGUAGUCUAUCUUAUUUUCAAGGCAUUUGGAAGUGAAGGGCAAAUUAAUGUCUUGUUUUAAGGAACUGCUUAGUCCACCACUGAAGAAAAUAUCCAGAUAUUAUUUUCAUUUUAUGUAUAGGGGUUUCUUCAAAAAAAAAAAAAAGAGGAAAAGAAAAGAAAAAAAGACAUAUCAAAAUAAUCUGGGAGCUCGGGGAAUUGGCCAGUCUAUUUACUUUGGAUACACUGAUUCUUUGAUGUAAUUUAGCUAUACUAGUGAAGUUGUUGUCUAUUUUGAAAGUGGCUGUAAAAAAUAAGUUUGGGUAAACCCCUGCUGUAAAAUCAUGUAUCUUUGCAAAGUACAUAUCUAUACUUCAUUUUCAAAUAUAUGUGUUUCAGUACUGUAAACUGUACAGAUAGCAGCUUGUAUUUUGUGUGUCUAGACACAAGGAGACAAUCACGUCUGAGCAUCUAUGGAGAUUAACAGUUUGUACACAACAGUAUGGUUCUGCGAGUUAAAUCUGGAGCAAUAAAUUUUAGCUUUAAAUAUUUUUUGCCAGUUGUUUCGAGAAGCAGCAACAGCGGUGGCAUGUUUUGCCAUGCAUCUUUCAGUAGAGACUCGAUGCCAAGUUUCACAAGAAGAAAAGAUUAUGAUGCAUCCGGCAAUUACCUGCAGUUGUAUUGUUAUAGGAGGGAAGAUGUGAUGAAAGUUUCAAUUAAUCUUUUGAGCACUAUAUUAGAGUAGUGGUUAUGCACUUGCAUUGCUUACAAACGAGCUGUACAGAAGGGUAUACCUCCCAAAUACUUAGUGUAGUUGACUUGUCUUGGGUUGCACUGUAAGGCGGAGUACUCUGAGUAGUUGGAACAUGCAGAAUCAGUUGUAUAAAUUUUUUUAAAACAGUGUUUACUAGGAUACAGAAUAAAGUAUCAUAUUGUAGGGGGAGAAAUCCAUGACUGAGUUUUUUACUAGUGCAGCAGGGGCUGUAUUUUUUGUUUGUUUAUUUUUUGCCUUAUUUUUAUGUUUUUGGUAGGAAAAAUAAACACUUAAUAAAAUGUAUCCACAUGUUUUAACUCCAUGUAUGAUAUUAAAUGGGUAGUUUUGUUUUACAUUUUGAACAUAUCAAAGCUUCUGCCUUGAGAUAUGGCUAGGUAUAUUUUUAAGUAAAAAGAAUUAAACACAUUCAUAAAAGUGAGGUUUUUUUUUAAUAUUUUGUUAUCUUCCUUUCUCAUAGCCUCCUAUUUGGACCAGUGGCCUUCCCCUAGGCCCUCAGUGGAAUGUUCCAUUGCUCCCAUUCCCAUUCUUGUCAUCAAGGAUGCUGUGGUUCCAGAGAAUUCCAUAAAUGUAAACAACCCCUAAACACAAAGGAGUAUGCUUCAUAGGACCCGGGCUACCUUUUCACGUAGAAUUUGGUUUGCUUAUGGCAGUUGGGGCUCCUAAGGCUGUCCCAGUAGGACAAUUAUUAUUUGUGAUGACAUGAUACCUAAGAAGUUCCUUCCUUCUUUCCUUCCUUCCUUCCUUCCUUCCUUCCUUCCUUCCUUCCUUCCUUCCUCCCUUC